Molecule: messenger RNA, 3507 nt
Organism: Candoia aspera
Lineage: Eukaryota; Metazoa; Chordata; Lepidosauria; Squamata; Candoiidae
Gene: BARX2
Product: BARX homeobox 2
Exons: 4
Coding region: 14-835 (273 amino acids)
Biological process (GO): regulation of DNA-templated transcription
Molecular function (GO): DNA-binding transcription factor activity, RNA polymerase II-specific; DNA binding
Source: RefSeq, a predicted model, not a curated record
GCCCCCCCCCGCCAUGCACUGCCAAGCCGGGCUCCGGGUGCCGUCUCCCGGGCAGCAGCUGAAAGCAGCCAGGCGGCGCUACAAGACCUUUAUGAUCGACGAGAUCCUCUCCAAGGAGACGUGCGAUUACUUCGAGAAGCUCUCGCUCUACUCAGUCUGCCCUUCUCUGGUCGUGAGACCCAAAGCUUUGCACUCCUGUACCGGCUCCUCUUCUCUCCGGGCUUAUCCACUCAUCUCUGUCAUCACCAGACAGCCUUCAGCAGUCUCUCACUUCAUUCCUGCAGUGAGCACCUCUCAAGUUCUCUCACCGCUCCCACCUCCAGGAAGCACCUGUUCAGAGACCCAAGCCAACGAAACUCAUGGAAGCAGUGAAUCAGAGACAGAGCAGCCCACCCUCCCCUUGAAAAAGCCUCGCCGCAGUCGGACCAUCUUCACAGAGUUGCAGCUCAUGGGACUUGAGAAGAAAUUCCAAAAGCAGAAAUAUCUAUCCACACCAGACAGGCUGGAUCUUGCCCAGUCACUGGGCCUAACUCAACUCCAAGUGAAAACUUGGUAUCAAAAUCGCCGGAUGAAAUGGAAAAAAAUGGUCCUGAAAGGAGGACAGGAAGCACCCACAAAGCCCAAAGGCCGCCCAAAGAAAAAUUCCAUUCCCACCUCAGAGGAAAUUGAAGCAGAAGAAAAGAUGAACAGCCAAACGCAGCCAGAGAUCUUGAAGGAAAGCCAAGCAGCUGAAGACUGCAGGUUGACCAAAGAGCAGUUGGGUCCCUCUUCAGAAACCGAUGGAUCUCCUAAACACAUAGCAGAGGCAUCUCCAGAGCUGACAACCUCAAGUUAAAAGCUACCUAAGCCCCUGAGUGGACAAUGCAUAAACUGGGUUUCCCUGCACUUUGUGCCUUAAGAAAUCAACUGGUGUGGUAGGUGACGGUGAGAUGAGGACACUCAAUGUAAACAAGGAUGAUUUCUUUCCUCCCAGUGUCAUGUGUACACCUUCCCCACAGAUAUUCUGGAGUCCAAGCUCUUCUCCAAAUAAAACUGCAUGCUUAGAGAUUGGAGCUUCCAAACACACAAGCAACUCAACUCCUCAUAAUUCUGUGAGAAGAAGCUUUUUAGGGACUUCAGCAUGCUGAAGAUACUGGUUCUUUAUCUUGCCAUAAUUGUUGUUGUUGUUGUUGUUGUUAUUCAGAAUGCUUUAAAAUGGAUUCUAAGCAGCAAAUACCAAAGACAGAGAGAACAGGAUUCCCACAGCUGUUUUUUGUAAAAGUGCCAAUGCAAAGCAUUUUUCAUGGGUUGUUCAAAAUAUGGGGAUGUCAGUGGUCUACUAUUACACUGACCAGAGAGUUGUCUUGGUGCCAGUCAAGAUAAAUACGAGUGUUGCUUUUGGAAUUGUGAGUCUCUGAUGAGCUAAUUUCCCAAAAGAUCAUUUAAGCCACCAGGAAGGGGAGCAGAAACAACAGUCUGAGGAAGAGCUGCCCCAGCAGAAAAUAUAUUGAUUUGAUCCACAAUGAUCAGGGGCUGCUUUUAGACACUCAGUAGGCUGAAGUUGCAAUCCAGAACUCUGGCUGAUAUGCAUAGCUCCAACCUGGCUCCUCUUUGCCCCCAUCAUAUUGUUAGUACAAUUAUAUUGUACUGUAUGGAACAGGUAUGUUUUGACAGAAACCAGCAUCAGAGGUUGGAAUUUUGAGGUGGAUGUCAAGGUCCUCAGGUCUCUGGGGAUGGGAAGUGACAAAUCUGAAUGACACUGCUGGCCCAACUUUACUAUCUACCCAGUUUGCUUUUCUGACUAGAAAAGCAGUGACAAGAGGGAGGUGAUCAAAUAGCAUUCUCCAAUCCCCUUGUACUUUCUACCUAGACUGUGGCCCAGAUAUGACUCAGUAGAAGAGAGCUAGUGUGUAGGUAUUGGAGACUGGUAAGGGAUCCACUUGGGUAUAAAUAUGCCCUGAAAAGAUCUUGCACUAGAGUCUCCUGCAACUGGAAGUGAUCGCUGCCAGGCUGCACACAUUUCUCCUAGAGAAUCCUUGAGCCAAUGUGUACAGCUGAAUGCCAAUGCAUGCAAUUUAAUGGCAUCUUUCAGCAGAGAGAACAUUGUUGGACCUCUAUAGCAAGUCCGCCCUUUGAUCGUCUGUAAUAUUACCCUGGAAAUGAUACAGAAGUUAAUAGGAGAGCAAGUUGGGCUCCAAACAAAGCAUGAGGGUCGCUCUGUGAGUGAAAUGGGUGGUGACAAAAUUCAAAAUAUAAAUUAAUAAAUAAACACAUCAGCAUACAGUAGUUCCUCAAGGGUAUCUGGGCAAUGAGCAGUUAAGAAUUUAAGCUGCUCUCAUCAAAAGCCAGCUUACCCUUUAUAUUUUCACCUCUGGCCAGUUUAUCUUAAGGAUGGGCAACUAGGAUUUUUCUCCAGCCUCUGUUGCCCUCUCCUUUUUCCUUUGUAAGUUUCUUCCAUUUCUGAAUGAAAUUGCAAUUUUAAACAGUGCCUCGAAGUGUGCAUUGAAAUGGUAUUUGAAAGCUUGUUUUUAAAAAUAUUAUUUUCUCUUACACACAGUUUGUAUUUUUAAAUGUUUGUUCCCCCAAAGCCAGGGCUUAAAAAUAUUUGUGAUGCCUUUGUGCCAAGAACUAUAUUAAAGUGUCUGGGGAGGGUAGAAGCUUGGGAGUAACUGAAUUCUUACCUAUGUGCAAAUGGACAAAACAAAUAUCAGGUUAGUCCCUUGGAUCUGAAUUUUUCAGUGUAGUUCUUACUGGAAACAACCCAAACCCACAAGCCUAUCUAAUCUUUCUUUGCAUGAGAAGGAGGCAGUAAUUGCUCACAUGUUAGAAAAUGUCAUCACUUAUUCAAUUAACUAUACCCUUCUAAGUAAUGAGCUCCAGCGAAGAGUUAUGCUAGCAAUACAAGUGAUGUAAUCCAGUUUUUAAAGAAAAACACCUGUGAACCAGAAACACCUGUGUCUUGGGUGUGUCAUAAAAGUCAAGAUGGCACCCAUGACUGUCUGAUCAAAACCCUACCCCUAUUUUACAUGUGUUGCACAUCUGACACACAUAAGGAAAGGGCAGGGUUUUGAUCAUGUCAUUGGGGCUGCCAUCUUGAUCUUCUUGAGCCUUCGGUGGAUCACCUGGAGCCAACAUUCAGACCAGAACAAUAUAGAUUAGCUCAAGUCCUAAAUUCCAGAUCAGCUUAGGGAGAGCUUUUGUGCCCAUUUCUUUCCAUCAACUUUGGAAGGUUCCAUUCAUUAUUACUGCUGUUUCCUACCUUGGAACCCUUUCUCCUGUUUUGCAAUGCACUUCAGGGGAGGAGCACUGAACUAUCCUUGGCAUCUGCAGGAAAAUAAGUCAUGAACCUGAGCAGAAAACUUUGUAGGAGAGGGAUGGCAUUUUAUUUUCCAGUCCUGUGUGCCAAAGUUUCGAUAACCAUCUUGUUUCCUACAGUCUUGUUAAAGGGUGCAUUUUUUUUUGCCCAGAUGCUGCAAAGAACUGUAUCAAGAUAACCUUUAUUUUUUAAUUAAAAAAUAAAAUAUAUAA